CGGCGCGGCGGGCGAGCUAGUGCUGCGGCGCGUGGGGAGGCGCCUUGGGACCGCGUGGGAGCCGCAGCCGAACCGAGUAGGGACCGGGACCGCGCGGCGCCGCCGUCCCCGGCCGGGCCCGGCCCCCGCGAGCCGAGCGCGCGCCCCCGUCGCCCACCCGGGCGCGGCUGGAUGCGGCGGGGUCCCCGCGGCGGCGACCCCCGGCCCCGAGCGCCCGGAGCGCCCAGAGGCGGCGUGCGGGGCCCGGGGACGCCGCGCCCUCCAUGCGCCGAGGCGCGCCCCGAGACAGCCGGGGGCCCGCGCCGCAGCCGCCGCCCGCGCUGAGCCCCGGCCCGGCCCGCGGCCCGCGCCCGGCGGCAGCAUGAGCCAGGCCGAGCUGUCCACCUGCUCCGCGCCGCAGACGCAGCGCAUCUUCCAGGAGGCUGUGCGCAAGGGCAACACGCAGGAGCUGCAGUCGCUGCUGCAGAACAUGACCAACUGCGAGUUCAACGUGAACUCGUUCGGGCCCGAGGGCCAGACGGCGCUGCACCAGUCGGUCAUCGACGGCAACCUGGAGCUCGUGAAGCUGCUGGUCAAGUUCGGCGCCGACAUCCGCCUGGCCAACCGCGACGGCUGGAGCGCGCUGCACAUCGCCGCGUUCGGUGGCCACCAGGACAUCGUGCUCUAUCUCAUCACCAAGGCGAAGUACGCGGCCAGCGGCCGGUGAUGCCCGCCGGGACCCCGGACCCCGGCCCUGCGCCCGCGUCGUCUCUGCUGUACCUUCCCGCCAACUACCUCGGUGCGCGCCCGGCUCGCAGGCCCCGCCAGAAGGCCCGCGGCCACGGCGAAUACGGCGCGUGCGUCCCGGCCCCAGGGUCCGGCAGCCCCGCCGGCCGAGCGCCUCCCUGCGGCCUAGCCGGGCCCGGCCGGGCCGGAGCAGCUUCCCACGGCCCCCACCCGCCCGCCUGCCCGUCGCCUCGCGGGUGGGGGCGGGGCGCGGGCUCCAGCCCCUUUUGAAAUUUGAGUCUCGCAACCAGCAAGUUCGGAAUCCCGAGAUACCGGAUCCUCUGCGCAAAAUGUUUUCUCCCGAAGGUGAAAGGCGGGCGGCGGGAGCCGAAGGCGGACUCGGAGCGCUCCGCCGCCGCCUUCAGGACCCGCCCGCAGGCCCGGGACGCGCCGAUGCCGGCUGCAGCCGAGGAGCAGCCCCGAGGUCCGAGGUCCGCGCCGCUGGCGCGCGGCCGAGGAGACGCUCUGCUGUUCGCUGUUGCUGGUGUUCUAAACUAUUUAUCUUGUGUGUGUACAUUUGUGGGUGGAGUUUGUGCGCCUGGUUUUUUUGUUUGGAAAACACUGCGUGGUCAAUGUGGUUAUGGGGGGGAGUGAUGCAUUUUUUUCUAGUCUUAAAACUAAAAACUUGAGUCUACCAUUUCUUGGUUGCACUGAAAAUACCGCCCAGCCUGAUGGUGUUCCCGUGCUGUCCCUCCCCCUUCCCUUCUCCCCGCGUCUACCCCCCCACCCCGUUCUGUUCCCCCUCCCUUCUUCUCCCUCUCCCUCAAAUCCGUGAGUUUUGGAAGCCCCAGGGCCUCUCCCCCGCCCCUCCUGGAUGAGGCCACCAUCCCCCAAACCGGCUUGUUUUGCAGUUUCCCCAGGAUCCUGGAAGCUCGCUGGCGCUCGAGGGUGGCGGGGACACGGGGGGGUGGGUGAAGGUUCGUUACCUUUUCUAGUGCGUUCUAUCAUAGUUAACGGUUGCACACUUUUUUAAAAAAAGUAAAUGGAUUUGCCACAAUUAAAUGUCAUAACAUUUAUGACAGAAUAUAAAAUAUUAACAUAUUUUAAGCCAAGUUUUAGGUGUAUCUUUUGAAUCUUGGUUAUAAACCCAAUUUUAAAGGGCGAUGUAUCCAGCGUUGUGAAGGCAACAGAGUGUACCCAUAUUUAUAUUUUUAUAAAAUACCUAUAAGACUGUGAA
Molecule: messenger RNA, 1942 nt
Organism: Pan troglodytes (chimpanzee)
Lineage: Eukaryota; Metazoa; Chordata; Mammalia; Primates; Hominidae
Gene: NRARP
Product: NOTCH regulated ankyrin repeat protein
Exons: 1
Coding region: 362-706 (114 amino acids)
Cellular component (GO): cytoplasm
Molecular function (GO): phosphatase regulator activity; enzyme inhibitor activity; protein binding
Source: RefSeq, a predicted model, not a curated record